ACAGAAUCUGCCUUCAGGUCCAGGGAUUUCCUCUAAUAUGUUGGAUAAAGCCAAGACACUCCAGCCUGCCUAUGUCGGGAUUGUGCCGCUUGCAGAGACUGUGUCAAAGCAAGGGAAGAGCUGUUCAAGCACAUAUCAGGAUUCAUACCACAGCUUACGAGAAGUGCUGCAGUUGAAGCUCCAGCAGCGACGCACCCGGGAGGAGCUGGUGAGCCAAGGGAUCAUGCCGCCUCUGAAAAGUCCAGCUGCAUUUCAUGAACAGAGAAGGAGUUUGGAGCGGGCCAGGACAGAGGACUAUCUGAAACGGAAAAUCCGGUCCCGGCCAGAGAGAUCAGAGCUGGUUAGGAUGCACAUUCUGGAAGAGACCUCAGCUGAACCCUCCUUGCAAGCUAAGCAGCUGAAGCUAAAGAGAGCCAGACUGGCAGAUGACCUCAAUGAGAAGAUAGCGCAGAGGCCAGGUCCCAUGGAGCUGGUGGAGAAGAACAUCUUGCCUGUGGAAUCGAGCCUGAAGGAAGCCAUUAUAGUUGGACAGGUGAACUACCCAAAGGUUGCAGACAAUUCCUCCUUUGAUGAGGACAGCAGUGAUGCCCUCUCCCCAGAGCAGCCAGCCAGCCAUGAGUCUCAGGGGUCUGUCCCAUCGCCGAUGGACUCCCGGAUUUGUGAGCCUCUCCCUAGCACCACUGGCACAUCACUAGCUCAGGGUACAUCCCAAUUGCAGAUUAGCGCAGACUCCAGUGAAACACUUUUCCUACCUGAACAGCCACCCCCGCCUCUACCACCUCCGCCUCUUCUGCCUCCUAGUCUUACCAAUGGAGCGGCUCUUACUGCUGCCAAGCCCCCACCAACACUCAUUAAGCAAAGCCAGCCCAAGUCUGCUAGUGAGAAAUCUCAGCGCAGUAAAAAAGCCAAGGAGUUGAAGCCGAAAGUCAAGAAACUUAAAUAUCAUCAGUAUAUUCCCCCGGACCAAAAGCAGGACAAGGGAGCUCCUCCCAUGGAUUCAUCCUAUGCCAAAAUACUGCAGCAGCAGCAGCUCUUUCUCCAGCUUCAGAUCCUCAGCCAGCAGCAGCAGCAGCACUACAACUAUCAGACCAUCCUGCCAGCUCCACCAAAGCCUCCAGGAGAGCAGCAGAGUGGUGCCAGCGCCCCUGCUGUACGCAAUCUCUCUGCCACAGUCAGCAGCACAUCCUCAGUAUCCUCGGGUUCCAGUGGACUCAUGCGACAAAACAGUAAUGCUGCAGUGGGCAAGCCUGGCCCUCUCCCUGCCAACCUAGAUGAGAUGAAGGUAGCAGAGCUGAAGCAAGAGCUGAAGUUGAGGGCCUUACCUGUCUCGGGCACAAAGACGGGUCUGAUUGAGCGUCUCAGAGCUUAUCAAGAGCAGAACGGUGCAGCCAGCCAAACAACCCCCACUCCCAAGCCCAACACAGCAGCUGUUAUCCCAAAAGCUGCCGAAGUGGUGGUAGCCUUCCCAGCUGCCAGGCUGAGCACAGGGCCAGCCUUGGUCACCACUGGCAUUGCACCAGCAGAAGUAGUUGUGGCCACAGUCACCGGUGGUGGCGUGAUGAAGUUUGGCAGCACAGGCUCGACUCCUCCUGUCUCUCCAACUCCUUCUGAGCGCUCGCAAAUGAGCACAGGGGACGAGAACUCGGCCACCGGAGACACCUUUGGAGAGAUGGUGACUUCACCCCUGACCCAGCUCACCUUGCAGGCGUCUCCAGUGCAGUUCCUGGUGAAGGAAGAAAGCUCCAAGUCUGCCUCCUGCAGCAUAAAUGCGGCACCCAGGUCGGAGCGGUGCAGCACUGGUAACAGCAGAGAUGCAGAAGUUAGGGACAAGGACCAGAUGCUGCAGGAGAAGGACAAGCAGAUCGAGGAACUCACUCGCAUGCUGAAGCAGAAGCAGCAGCUGGUUGAGAUGCUUAGACUACAGCUAGAGCAGGAGAAGCGCUCUCAGCAGUCCCUACCGGCCCCAGUGGCUGCAGGAGAAGGAACAGCCGUUGCCUCCAACCCAGUAGCGUUAGGCACCCAGGUCAAAAGUGAAAACGGUUUCCUGAGCUGCCAGUUUGCAAAUCAAUCCAGUGGCCAAACAGACCAAUUCAGCCCUGCACCAACAGCUAGCCAAAUGGACACUUCGAAUCCAAGCCCAGUGCCAAAGAAAGCCGUGAUGGUGAAGCAGGAGGUGCCAGCCGCGGAAGCAGAGCCGCCGUGCCAGUCCCACAGCCCGCGGCUUUUCCUUGGCCAGCAAGGGAGCGCCCUGAGCGACCUCAUCAAGGGCACCCCUCCCCCCACCCUCAUCACCGACUCCACAGGGACCCACAUCGUCCUCACCGUGACCAAGCAGAGCACCGAGAGGCAGGGCCUCUCGCCCCAGGGGAAGGCAGGGAGUAGCUGCCCGGCCUUGCAGAGAGUACAAUCAUCACCCUCUAAAACUUCCAGCCAACCUCCGUGUCAGCUACCUGCAAGCACCCCUCAGCAGCCCACGCAGCAGCAGAAGCAGCAGCCCAUGCCGCAGCAGAAGCAGCAGCAGCAGCCCCUGCAGCAGCAGCCACCCAGAGGACUAAACCAAUCUGUCAGAAAGCCCUCAUCGCAGCCCGGCUCUCCUGCUGCCCCUUCCCCAUCCCAGAUGGACCUGGAGCAGCAAAAGCAUACAUCGCUUUUUGGAACUCCUCCACCUCCUCUCCCUGUUCCCUCGGUCCCCAUGAAAGAGCCACCAGGUUAUGAAGAGGCCAUGAAGCAACAGCCAAAGGCCCAGGAGAACGGCUGUUCCAGCCAGCAGAUGGACGACCUGUUUGACAUUCUCAUCGAAAGCGGAGAGAUUUCUGCUGACUUCAAGGAUCAGUCGUCCCCAGCUGGGAAAGAACCACCCGUGGCCCCAGCCUGCUCCCCACCGCCCAGCAGCCACCAAUCCUCAGAGCUGGCGGUGCCAGUGUCCUUGGGGCAGCCUGUGCCCGUGGGCCGGCUGGAGGACUUCCUGGAGAGCAGCACCGGCCUCCCACUGCUGACAGCAGGCCACGAUGGGCCGGAGCCCCUGUCCCUGAUUGAUGACCUCCACAGUGAGAUGCUGAGCAGCUCGGCCAUCCUGGACCACCCGCCUUCACCUAUGGACACCUCGGAAUUGCACUUUGCUCACGAGCCGUCCGGGGGCAUAGCCCUGGAUCUGGCUGAGGCUAACUUGGACAGCAUGGACUGGCUGGAGCUGCCAGGGGGGCCUGUCAUGAGCCUGGCUCCCCUUAGCACUGCGGCUCCCAGCCUCUUUUCCACAGACUUCCUUGAUGGACACGAUCUGCAGCUGCACUGGGAUUCUUGCUUGUAACUCUGUGAGCAGAGACUGAAGGGAAUGGGAGUGGGAGGGCACGGGCAUGUGGGGGGAAGAGGCCAGUCAACCAAAAAAAAAAGGAAAUGAGCUCCUAGUAUUUGUACUCCUCCCCCAAGAGUGUCCUUCCUGCACGAAGCCGGCAGUGGUGGCAAAGGCAAACACGCUGCUUGAGCAGGCAGCGGGCCAGGCCAGGGAGAACGGCUCCUGGGGGGAAGGAAGAGGCCACAGGAUCUCUGGGGCUGGUGGCCUCCUGCCCCCUCAGUGCAGCCUCACCCAGCUCAGGUGUGAGAAUGGAGCCAGCAGCCCCUCUUCCUCCCAGCAGGAGCCGCGAUGGCAGCGCGUGGGUCACGGUGCUGCCGGGCACGUGUUCCCUCACGCCUGGCAGCAGGAGAUAGCAUGACUGGGCCUGAGCCGGUUCCAGAAGCAGCACCCCACACUUUGCUGGGAUUGGCAAAUAAACGGGGUUGUGUUCCCCCCCCCAGCACCUUUGGUUUAACGGUUGCAGAAGGGGAUUCUACCUCUGGAGAAGGACACAAAGGCAGGAGCGCUGGCUGGGGGCCCGGAACAGCUGCCCUCUGCCCCCACCUGCCGUCUGUCGGGGAGGGUCUGGUCUGCCGCAGGGCUGGGAGGAGCUGGGCAGAACAGGCACCUUUUCCAAGCGUAGCCAAAGGGAACAAGGGUUCCCCACCAACCUGGUAACAUUUAAGCUGGUUUCCCAAAUAUUGCUGAGCUUGGCAGAGGGCAAGUUGCCUGCUUGCUUCACUCACUUUGGGCUGCAAAACAGAUUUUUAAGGUGCUAAAAAAUCCAGGUUCCUUUUCUGUUAAAAAUCUAUCCUUUGCUGCCCCACACCUCUGGCUGGGCCUAGAGUCUGGCCUUCAGGCACACCCCCUCUCGUCACCCCAGCAUCCCCAGCACCUGCGACACCCCCCCCUGGUGAGCAGGGCAGUCAGCCUUUUGGGCUGUCCUGGGGCGCGGGCGAGGGGCACAGCGAGCAACAAGCAACAUAUCAUUAGGGGCCACGUGCAAUCUGUCUCCUGCCGUCAGCUGUGCUGGUGCCUCCCUGCAGCAGGUGCCCCCGUGGAAAGAAGCAGCUGGGGCUGUCAGAGCUGACAGGCCAAGGGAGGGGAAGCCGCACUGCAAACCGGGCUGGGGGUGGCACAACGCAGGCCCUUGCUCGGUGGUGUGACCGUGAGGGCCCUGUUCUGGGGAGAAGGGGGAGCCUGAAAGCAAGCGAUGGGCAGUACCCGCAGCCCCUCCCCCCAGAGCCAUGGCAAUGCUGUUCCUUGUGCGGGGUUUUGCGUUGGAAACGCAGGCCUGUGGCUCACUCUCGUGUGCUGUUACUCCCAUCACACUUAAAUUCCUGUGUGUGUUAGUAGGAACUCGCCACCAUAUUUACCAGGUGAGACAUAGCCCAGCUGUGCCCCACGCGGCCGCCUCGCCGCACGGCCACCCCUGCUUCGGCCCUCGGCUGGGUCCGGGCUGCCAGGGCUGAGGGAGGCAGCGGCUUUGGAAACCAAACGGCCUGAAGUGCUGACCCUGCUGAGGCAAUGGCAGGAUGAACUGCCAUCCUGGUAACAGCUCCUCAAGGAUGCUGUUCCCCCUUUCCCAGUGCUGCCGCCUGGGGAGGGUGGGCACGUGCUGCUCCCCUGCCCCGUGGGUACCCGGCGCUCUUCUCAGGGGGAGGCCUCGCUGCGGGGCUGCGGGUACGGCAGGGCAGGGGAACGCCAGCCCCCACGGCGACAUGCUGGCAGCCGCUGAACUGGCAGCUGGGUGGGGUCACGCCCGUUCUGCAGCUGGGAGAAACUCCUGCUUUCCUGAGCCCUAUUUGCUUAACUGCACGGGGAGCCACUUUCUUCAUCAUUUGCGGGGGGAGCCUGCUGGCAGCUUCCUUCCUUUCUGCCCCCCCUCCCAGUUGUAAGCAGGUCAGAGCCUCUUAUCUGCCACCCUCAGUGUCCGGGUUGGAGAGGACACCCCCCCAUUCCCCACCCCCCCGCCUGCUUCCUGUUGCCCAAGCUACAGGGUCAUGUCCUAAAAAUCAGAGUAACUGGGACUGGUGGACGUUCCCUUCGCCUCCCUGAGCCCUCCCUCGCUUCCCUCCUGGUGCAGCCCUGCUCCAUUUUGGUGGUUGUGGCAGGCACGCUAGGAGCAGCUUUGGCUCCCCCCAGGGCAGCUGCCCAGCCGUGGGACCAGGUGGGCACAGGGGGCAAGAGGUUUCUUAGGAGGAAAGCAUGUGGGGGUUGGGAGGAUCUUUCAAAUGCUAAGGGAAAAAAAAGGUUGAGGCUGCCUGUUUGUUAAGCAAAAUCAGCUGCUUUUAACCCACAGUGAGCAGUAGCCCCCCCGCAACACACCCUCCAAACCAGCUGUGUGAUGUCUUUUGUACAAAUAAUUGCAAAGCUGCAACCAGUAAAUAAAGAAUGAAAUUAUCGAAGUGCAAUGAGCUCCUAGAGGAAGGUGGGAGCACUCCACCUGCAGUCCUGGCCUGCCCCAUCCCUGGUUCCUCACCCUGGGCCAGGCACCCCGGUCUUUGUUGGCAGAGAGCUGCCCAUCCCUGUUACUGAUGUAGCCCUUCCCCGGGGGCUGCUGGUGAAAGGCUGAGCUCACAGCUGCUCCCUUCCACCUUCAGUGGUGAAACUUCGUAGGAAUUUAAUUAACAUUGAAUUUGCCCAAUGUACUUGAAAUUGGCGGAUGGGCUCAAGAGCCCUCAGGGAGCCCAGACAAUACAGAACCACGAGCCUGUCACCUCCUGAGAGCCCAGCUAACCCUGAGCCCCUCUGCACAAGGGGCUUGGGCCAGGAGAGCGAGUGAGAACCCUGUGCCCGGGGACAGAGGGUGCCUCAUCCCAGGAAAUAUUAGAAAGUCAUUUCCCCAAGCAGUGCCCAGAGCAGGCUUGCCCAGAUCUCUGCUUUCUUACUAUUAUUUGUUUGAAUAAUAGUUCAAUAGUUCUUUGUCGGAAGAGGUAUUCCCCGGAUGUACAUUUUUGCACCCCUUGGGAAAAACAAAGUCUGAUGUUCUGCCUCUACCUUGAAUGUAAUCCUGAAUCUUUCUGCUGUAACCACUACUUGUUUGUAACGUGUAUUUGACUAGCACGCACUCUCCCUGCCACUAUGCAGCAAACGGCGAGGGCUGAUCAGCACCGUCUGAGACAGAUGGUGUUGGGGCAUCGGAUCCAGAGCGAGUAUUCAACUGGAAAAGGAUAAAAGUGACAAGUUAUCGGGGGAGAGAAUGGACCUUUAAAUUGAAUUAUUUUUUCAGUUACAAAUAUUUGAAAAAAAAAAAGUAUCCAUUUUAUUAAAAAAAUUUCAAACAGC
This is a messenger RNA of Chroicocephalus ridibundus (black-headed gull), 6619 nucleotides long. It is a transcript of the gene MRTFA, whose product is annotated as myocardin related transcription factor A. Gene Ontology annotation, cellular component: nucleus. Gene Ontology annotation, biological process: positive regulation of transcription by RNA polymerase II; smooth muscle cell differentiation. The record is from RefSeq and is a predicted model, not a curated record. The transcript has 14 exons. Gene Ontology annotation, molecular function: transcription coactivator activity. Lineage: Eukaryota; Metazoa; Chordata; Aves; Charadriiformes; Laridae. Bases 38 to 3307 code for a protein of 1089 amino acids.